Messenger RNA from Drosophila melanogaster (fruit fly), 1201 nucleotides. RefSeq names its product accessory gland protein 76A (gene Acp76A). The record is from RefSeq and is marked reviewed. NCBI's taxonomy places the organism in Eukaryota, Metazoa, Arthropoda, Insecta, Diptera, Drosophilidae. Bases 1 to 1167 code for a protein of 388 amino acids. The transcript has 2 exons. Gene Ontology annotation, cellular component: extracellular region.
AUGGGCAACCAUCAAGUAAUAUUCUUAGUACUGUGCACGUCGCUCCUCUUUCAAAAUACAAUACAACAAAAUGUAUCAUUUCAACUGAUAAGGGAAAUCGAUAGAUACACACCAGAGAAUUUUGUACUAUCAGUGUUGAAUAUAGAAAUGAUUCUUUUUGAGAUCCAUGCCGCUAAGGCAGUUGAAAGUAAUAACGAUUUGGAAAGGAGCUUGAUCAUAAACUUUGGAUACUCCGAAGCAAGGCAGGAAGUACUGGAUUGGGGAUUGAGAUAUAAGAAAGCCUCGAGCGCCAAGUUCCAGAUGGCCAACAAGGUGGCAGUGUCUCAGAAACUGCCCCUAUCGCAAAAGCUGCGUCUGGUAAACGAGGUGCUGAUGACGAGCGCCAAGAAGUAUGAUGUAACAAAGGAUGUCAGACCAUCAAAAUUAAUGGAUGAAUGGUUGUCCUCCCAUUUGGAUGGUGUACUCGCCAAUUUUGUACAAGAGAAGAAGUUAAACGCGGGCGAAAACAUUGUAGCCAUCAGCGGAAUGACAGUCACUCCCCUUUGGGCAUCUCAUUUCCAAUCAGAGAUUAAUAGAUACUUUGUCAAUAAUCCUGGCACUGGAUAUGCUUCGAAAGACCCAACAUGUGUGCCCAUGAUGCACUCAUUGUCCUCGUUUGAAACCAUGUCCACGGACGAGGCCAAAGGUAUAUACAUUCCAUUCUCAUCGGCAAACUUGGGUAUGUUGAUCCUCCUGCCGAGGAAAGGUGUCACCUGCAAGGACAUUUUGGAUAAUUUAAACAACCAGAUCAAUGUGGAAUAUAAUGAUCACAAGGAUGUUCACUUGCUACUGCCCAUAUUCAAGGAGAAAUUCGACUACAAUAUUGCCAAAUUCUUUAACGGAAUUAACAUUGAAGACACGUUUAAAGAUUCGGCGUUUAAAUCGAAAGCCAAAAUCAAAAUCAACAACUUCCGAGUCAACCAUGGCAUACGAUUUCAACCCAUUCUCCGUUUAGAAGUAGUUGAUGAUAUUGAUACUGGAAAGACCGAAACGUUUGAAGUAAAUCGCCCAUUCGUCUUUGUCAUAAAGGAUAAGAUUAACGUAUACGCAGUUGGUCGAAUUGAAAACCUAGAUGGACUUACUGACAAAGUGAAUUGCUCCAAGAAAUACGCUGAUCUCAAGUCGUAAAAUAUCCAUAAUAUAUUUCGAAGCAUAAUAAAGC